UAAGAUCACGUGGGAAACGUCAGCGAGCACUUUGCAAGUACGCAGUGUGAACGGUUUGGUUGUCGUGACAGUGCUGUGUUGGUGGGAGUGGUUGUGCGGAGUCCGAGAGCAGACAUGGCUGACACUUCUGCAGGGAUGUUUAAAAAAGUCAUGGAGAAUCAGUUGUUGCAGACUGCCAAGAUGAUGGAAGAACAGCUGGAUGCUCAGUUGGAAAAGCUAGAUAAGUUGGAUGAAGAUGAAUUGGAGAACCUAAAGGCAAAGCGACUAGAAGCUUUAAAGAAGGCCCAGCAGCAAAAACAGGAAUGGCUCUCCAAAGGGCAUGGUGAAUACAGAGAAAUACCCAGUGAAAGAGAUUUCUUCCAAGAAGUGAAAGAAAGUAAAAAUGUUGUCUGUCACUUUUACAAGGACUCUACAUUCAGAUGUAAAAUAAUGGAUAAGCAUCUUGCAUUGCUGGCUAAGAAACACGUAGAAACCAAGUUCCUGAAACUGAACGUGGAGAAAGCUCCUUUCCUGUGUGAGAGACUGCGUAUAAAAGUCAUCCCAACUCUUGCCCUUGUGAAAGAGGGGAAGACCAAAGAUUACGUGGUUGGUUUUACCGAUUUAGGGAAUACAGAUGAAUUCACCACAGAGACUUUAGAGUGGAGACUCGGCUGUGGUGAUAUUAUUAGCUACAGUGGAAAUUUAAUGGAACCUCCAUUUCAAUGUCAGAAGAAAUGUGGCAGCCAUUUUACAAAACUGGAGAAGAAAACUAUACGAGGAAUGAAGUAUGACUCUGACUCGGAUGAUGACAACUAGUUUGUCAAAAUGCCCGACUGAGCCAGCUCUACGAUUAUCAUCCCCCAUCACUGGGAUUUUAUAAGAACUCACUUUGACAGUUUUUCGGACAUAUUGAUCUGCUUUGAAAAUGUAACAUUACUUUGACAACAGCACUUGAAAACACAUUGAAUAUUUGUUCAAAGCCAACUACAAUCCUUCGGUGUAAAACUUUCUUUCAAAAGUUUUAUACAGCCAUCACAAAUUUAUGUAUGACAGCUAAAAUGUGUAGAUGUCAUGGAUAAAACAAGAUCUGUAUUUUUAAAAAGACACUAGGAUUGAGCUUUUACGAAUUUCACACUGGGUGGGUGUGGGUUUUCAUUAAUUAACUUGUUCAUAUAUCGGUAUGUAUCAGAUACCCAGGUUGAAGCUAAACUCUGGUGAAAAGUAAGUCUUCCCUUGCCACGCCUGAACUUCAUUAUUUAAAUGUUCAUUUAUGUCUAGAGGGACUGGGUAAAGUACAUUUAGGCCCCUUUCACACUGUCGGACCGAUCGGGUCCACCUGUCUGUUUUUCAGGAGGACCCGAUCCAUCGCGCUCUAUGGAGUGGUGAUCUGAUCCCGUCUGCUUAACCACUUCCAUACUGUAGGCCCAUCCUAUGACGUCCUUGAUUUUUUGGGGAAAUCUGAAUGAUGGCUGCAGCUACAGGCAUCAUUCAGAUAUCGUUCUUUUUUGCCGGCGAUUCUGUGCACUAUAAGAAUGAUCAUGGCGGC
This is a messenger RNA of Rana temporaria (common frog), 1525 nucleotides long. RefSeq names its product thioredoxin domain containing 9 (gene TXNDC9). Bases 115 to 795 code for a protein of 226 amino acids. The record is from RefSeq and is a predicted model, not a curated record. Gene Ontology annotation, cellular component: cytoplasm. Gene Ontology annotation, biological process: microtubule cytoskeleton organization. Lineage: Eukaryota; Metazoa; Chordata; Amphibia; Anura; Ranidae. The transcript is spliced from 5 exons.